UUGUGAAAGGGUGCACGUGUUACUAGCUGUCAUGAGGUGUACACAGUGUCCACCACUGUAAUCAUUCUGACAGGCUACUGAAACUGGUUUGCUUCAAUCUGACCUAGAAAUUGAAAAUAAAAAAACUCGAUGAGCGUGCACAGAGCAAAGAACUGUCAAGUCGGACGGCUAGGAUAGCUGAGACAGCGAAAUACUUCCGAAGUCAGUACGCUGAGCUGGAAACCUAAACCUUGGACACCAGUAUGCUGGACGGAAACCUUUAAUCUUGACACCAAGAAAAAAAACAUCUCUCCAAGUCUGAUGGAGCAAAUCAGAAAUGUUAUACGUUCUACAUGUAUGGUAGGAAUUAUACUCAUUCAGUGAUCAGGUAGAUUGUUUGUGAGCGACAGUGGGUUCUGGCCUUUAACUUGGACUUGUCAACGCAAUAACUGGCCAAUUUAAAGUCCAGUCUGGAGUAGGACGGUCAUUAUUGUUUAGGUUUAGUGUGUAUUGAGACCUUUAAAUCGACAGGUACAAUUUAUAGAAGGCAUAUACCGACAUAUAUUGGGUAUUUAAACCUACGAUUCAGAGAAACCUGUUAAAUUCUGUGAUUUAGACAAGGAAAAAGUCAAGUCGGGACACCAUACCACGCAUCAUUAGAUUCUGUUUUUAUUUGACAUGGUUGACUGGAUUCCGGUGGAUAUUUCUGCUGUUGUGUCCUGUGUAAUAGUUCAACAGACUUGUGUGAUGGUACCAGUAUUGUGAACAUUAUUCCAUUCAGUUCAUCCUGCUAACAUUUUUUUAAGUCAUGGCGAAGAGUAAAUUUGAAUAUGUGAAACAUUUUGAGGCGGAGGACAAGUGCCUACCUAAUUGUUGGAUAGUGGUUCGGAUCGAUGGCAAGGCAUUCCACAGAUUCACAGAUGUCCACCAUUACAUGAAGCCUAAUGAUGAACGAGGCCUCGGCUUAAUGACCAAGGCUGCUCAGUGUGUCCUCGAGGAGUUCAAAGAUGUUGUCAUGGCAUAUGGUCAAAGUGACGAAUACAGUUUCAUCUUCAAGAAAAAUACCAAAAUGUUCAACAGAAGAGCUAGUAAACUUAUGACGAACCUUGUGAGCCAGUUUUCCUCAUCUUUCGUCUUUCACUGGGCACGAUUCUUCAACAAGCAGCCUCUCCAAUACCCACCAGUGUUUGAUGGGCGAGUUGUCCUUUACCCUUCAGACAAGAAUCUCAAAGACUACCUCAGCUGGAGACAGGCUGACUGUCACAUCAACAACUUAUAUAACACAUGUUUCUGGAAGUUAGUCCAGGAGAAAGGUCUGUCACCGGCCCAGUCACAGGAACGCCUCAAAGGAACACUUUCCAGUGAUAAAAAUGAACUGUUAUUCUCUGACUUUGGUCUAAACUACAACAGUCUCCCAGAGCUGUAUAGAAAAGGAUCAGUAUUAUUGAGAAUGAAGGAUACGGAUGCUGAUCGGCCUGGUGACAGAGAGUUACAGAAUGGGGUGCGAAGCUUGUCAGUCUCGUUUGAGUAUCCGUCCGACCCAAGCAGUAAACCCCGUAUCAACGUUCUCCAUACAGACAUUAUCGGUGAAAGGUUCUGGCAGGAACACCCUGAAAUAUUAGAUGGAUAGUUGUUAUAGAAAAUUCUAGGUUUUAUCAAAUUUGUUUUCAUGCAAUUUAAGGGAGCAUGUCAGAGAGUAUCUGGAUGCUGGAUGUGAGAAUUAAACAUGAAUUCUGUAUCUGGCGCAGUGUUUGGUGAACAGCUCCUCACAAAAAUUGUCCGAGAUUUUCAUGGGUGUGACUGGAAUCCUGUUGUUCCUCUGGAAAAUGUGAGCAAAUGCAGACUGUAAUUACCAAUUAUUCCAUCUGUAUAAGUAAUCAUGGAAGGUUUUAUGAGAAUUAUAUAUACAAGACACCUGCCAAGUAUGAACAUAAUCUGAAUUGUUCUGACAUAAUUUUUUAUAUAUAUAUAUAUAUCAGUCUGGUGUUGAUUUGAUUUCUAUAUAUAUUUUUUUAAAUGUUAAAUAUAAGAAUGAUAUGGACUGGUAUGAAGAGUGUCAGUGUUGGGACCAGUGUUUAGGUGUAUUUCUCACUGUUAAACUUACAUUAAUGUUUGAGAAAAUCAGGGUUUAAUUCCAAUAUAAAUAAAUCAGUAAUUAGAAAACCUGUCUAUAUUAUGAUGAAUAAAAUAUUUGGUUUUCACUGGAGGUCAGUUUAGACAGGUUUAAUUAAAUUGCAGAAAAUCCGGAUUUAUUCCUGACAUAAAUGAAAUGGUUAUCAUGAAUCCUAUCCAAUAUGAUUAUUAAAAAAUUUGGUUUUCAGUGGAGGUCAGUUUAGACAGGUAUCAUUAAAUUGAAGCAAAUCCAGAUUUAUUCUUGACAUAAAUGAAUACCUGUCUUAUAUGAUUAUUGGUUUCCAUGAAGUUCAGUUUAGACAGGUUUCUUUUUACCCCAAUUUCUGUCCUUUAUUAGAAACCAGUAAUACCUGUCGGUUGACAACCAGAUGCCGUUACCUGGUGUGAACUUGAGCCUGACUGUAUUAUGUACAAGCUAUUAGAUCAAUUAUUUAUAGUAGGUAGAUUUGUUACUGUAUGUAACUUACGCUUUUAUUGAUUUUCUUUCCUCAUUUUCUGGAAUGUUACACAGUUAUUAUAUGUGAGGUUUCAACAUCAAGUCUAAUUAUCUGUGAAUGACACCGAUAUAUUACUUCUUGGCUACAGUUAACAAGAAAUCAAUAAGAAAUUCCAUUCACUAGUGUAUAAGUGAAUGGAGAAAUUAGGUCAAACUUCAUCCUUGGUUCUCGACAAAGAUAUCAGUUUAUAAGACAUGACCAGGCUCAUGAGCCAAGGUUAUGUUUAUCUUAGAGAAUUCUUCAGAAGUAUACAAUGUACUUAAAAUAAUUUUUCGUUAAUUCAUUCAUUUUUCAACAAUAGUUUAAUGAUAUAUUUUCAUAAAUGUGUCAAAUUCCUUUUGUGAAAAUUAAAACAUGACAAAUAUUCAGUGCAAUUUGUGUACCAUUGACUCCAAAUACUGGCACUUUCAAAUUAAUUGAUAAACUGAUGGUAACAGCAUAGAAGUCCUACCUAUCAGAUAUUUUUAUCUACAUACUUGAUUCACAUACCCCAACCCAAAGGCCAGGUGAGAUUAUACUAUGGCAAGGUAUCAUCUUUUUCCUAAGCAUACUUCUAUAAAACAACUGAUCAAUGUGUUACUGACUGACUCCCCUAUUUUGGGGCCUAGGUAACACAAAUAUUGUAGAAACAAAAAGGUGUGUCUACCCUUGUUGAAGAAAAGCAUGACUAAUGUAAAUUUGGUGAAUAAAUUUGACAAAUUCCAUCCCUCAACAAAAUUAACAUGUCAGAAUCAUCCAUGAGGUGCAGGCCAUCUGGAUAUAUGUGCACGGUUACUACCAGUGUGUACUAAUUGUUAAAAUUCAUAAAAAGUUGUAUAGAUGAAGGGUGUGCCUCAGUCACCAUCACCUAGAGAGUCACAGGUGAAGGGUGAAGGGAUUUUCAUCCAGUUUGGCUGGAAUCAUUUAUUGGCUGAUGAAAUUUGUGUCAUUAAAAUGCAUGAAGAGAGUAAGUGGUUACUAAGUAUCAUUUGAAAGAAUAAAUACACAUGCAAUCGUACAUUUAACAAACUUGAUAUUAAACAUGUAUGUAGGUAAUUUAUGAUCAGUAAUCAAAAUUACCAUUAAAAUAUCACCUGUUACAGACAUCCGGAACUCCUCGGGAAAUCUACUUUUGAGUAUUUUGGUGACAAUACCCAAUGAGUUCGGGACAGUGUAACAAAUCAACUCGCCAUUUAAUCAUCCGUGACAAAUAUGUGGAAGUAGAGAAUUUCACCAAAUCUAGAAGUAUUACAAUGAGGAGAAAUAGUUUUAAUGAUGAGAAACUGUUCAUUCCUUUAUCAGAUUUGUAAGUACCACUUGUAUCGGUACAUUGUACUUGUGCUAUACCUGCCCACACCGACCUGCUUCGUGUGGUUUCCUGGGAUCAGAGAUAAUGGAACGAGAUGCUUCUUUUCGUUAAAUAUCUAGACUGGAAAUUAUUCAUAUUUGUUUAGAUUACAUAAAUAUAUGUUGGAGCUAGUUAGAUAUGAAUUUUUUUUAUAUGUUUCAAGGAUUUUUGUUCAUGGCCAAACAGAAAAACCAUCAAUUUUCAUGUUUAAAGCAUAAGAAAAAGGAUCAUUGAUAUGUUUUAGGCAUUUUGCUAAAACUGUCCAUUUGUUACAAAACUUUUUCAUGGUUCAGUGGUGUAUUGAGCAUAGCAUUAAGUUGAUAAAAUUGUGUACAUUUGUUGGGAUGGUGUCACUCUGGCACUAGAACAGAGAUUGGUUGUUCAACACACCGGCAAUAGGUACAGUCCCAACUGACAGUCUAUAGGUAUUUUACGGACAUUUCAUUUGGAAUUCAUGCCAAGUCCCUUAAUUCAUAUUACAAUUGCAUGUAGGAAGUGAAAUACAGAAUGUUUCAUCAACCAUGUUAUAAGUAUAUAGGUCAAGAUCACCAGUCCAUUUUACGUAGGCCAUGAAGUACUGAAAGUAUGGAGGAGUACAAGAGAUAGAAGGUAAAGCAUAGAUGAACAUUUUUCACUAACUGCAAUAGAUAUGGACUGGCUUAUUAUAAUAUGGUACAUGUCCGGUCACAAUGAGUGAACUUCAAGCCUAGAAUGGUUACAUUAUUUUGUAUGACAAACUAGACUUGUCUGCAAGUUUCUGUUGUGACCUUGUCAACUUAACCUUGUACAUGUACUUUGUGAGCGAAGUUACAGAAGUUAAUUACAUGUAUGAUAUAUUCAGCAAUAAAUGUUUAUUAAAUCAAAA
Messenger RNA from Pecten maximus, 4801 nucleotides. Its product is annotated as probable tRNA(His) guanylyltransferase. Gene Ontology annotation, biological process: tRNA modification. Gene Ontology annotation, molecular function: tRNA guanylyltransferase activity; magnesium ion binding. The transcript has 7 exons. The record is from RefSeq and is a predicted model, not a curated record. Bases 788 to 1609 code for a protein of 273 amino acids. NCBI's taxonomy places the organism in Eukaryota, Metazoa, Mollusca, Bivalvia, Pectinida, Pectinidae.